Messenger RNA from Calidris pugnax (ruff), 1516 nucleotides. RefSeq names its product small nuclear ribonucleoprotein D3 polypeptide (gene SNRPD3). Lineage: Eukaryota; Metazoa; Chordata; Aves; Charadriiformes; Scolopacidae. Gene Ontology annotation, cellular component: catalytic step 2 spliceosome; U2 snRNP; U1 snRNP. The transcript is spliced from 4 exons. Gene Ontology annotation, molecular function: RNA binding. The record is from RefSeq and is a predicted model, not a curated record. Gene Ontology annotation, biological process: spliceosomal snRNP assembly; RNA processing. Bases 143 to 523 code for a protein of 126 amino acids.
CCCGGACGGGUACGGUAGGGUACGGUACGAGCCCGUGCGGGCUGUGGCUGUAAACACCACCGACACCAUCUCUCCGGUCUGCCACCUCCUCGGCGUAACCAACUCACACCGGGAGCCGGUGUAGAACCACAGCACUGCAAACAUGUCGAUCGGAGUGCCCAUUAAAGUCCUGCAUGAGGCUGAAGGCCAUAUUGUGACAUGUGAGACCAAUACAGGAGAAGUUUACCGAGGCAAACUCAUUGAGGCUGAGGACAACAUGAAUUGUCAGAUGUCCAACAUAACGGUGACAUACAGAGAUGGACGAGUAGCACAGCUGGAGCAGGUGUACAUCAGAGGAAGCAAGAUACGGUUUCUCAUUUUACCAGAUAUGUUGAAGAACGCUCCUAUGCUAAAGAGCAUGAAGAAUAAAAACCAGGGUUCUGGAGCUGGGCGAGGAAAAGCAGCUAUUCUCAAAGCUCAAGUGGCUGCAAGAGGAAGAGGCCGUGGUAUGGGUCGUGGCAACAUCUUCCAGAAGCGAAGAUAAUCUUGGGUCUUUACAGACAUGCUUUUUUUAUUAGGGGGUAUUAACUUGACUACAUGUGUAUUGGUAUCAGUUUUGUUUAAUAAAUGUUUCUGACAAAAACUUGUCUGCUCUUGUAUGACAGGACUUCUCUUGGGCAAAUUGGAGGUUGAUUUCAAGCUUAAAAUAGCUUUGCCUGGAAAAUAGUGGACUUUAUAUCUAGAUUUGACUACUUUGUAUUUGUGUGAUGCAUCGACUUCUAAAGAUCAUCAUGUUUCGUUUUUCUUGUUUAGUCCUGUUGUCAUUCAUUCUCUAAAGAAUUAGAAGUUAUUCUUGAUGAAGAAUUUUUAAAUAGUAUUUUUUAAAGUCGUCUUAGCAGCUGCAUUAACAAAACAUACUGCCAAACAGAAGCAGCUUCCUGAGAAGCAAAGCACUGUGUUCUUUUGCUUUAUAUGGAUCUACAAUAGAGGUUCAUCUUCAGAGUUGUACAUUGAGCUUGUAUUCUUGCGUUUCUUAUUUUUCUCUUAGGAUACAGGGAGAAUUUUUCAUUGGGAACACGCAGUUUGAAAACAUUUGAAAUGUUUUGUAAAUUUGAAAAGUAGUGCAGGUCUAUGGAGAAAGUCAUAAAUGAUUAUCCAUUAAAUACAACUCAACACAAAUGCUAAUCUUUUAAACAAAGCUUAGGAUCAACUUCAGCUUUUGGUCUUAAUAUCUAUACACAGGCUCAACAGCUGAUGUGCAGGAAGCCAAAUGUAGUUGUAACUUUAUUUCUAAAACUAUAGUGUGGCUGAGUUACUGACUUGAAAUGUGUGAAUGUAACACUUCUGUGUCUGAUCACAUACCUGCAUGCAAUCAAUUACCAGUCUGGAAAUGUAUGAAGUACCUGGUCUUGCUUUUCUGCUCUGAUGCUGUGAAGGCUCUCCCUUGUGUGCAGACAUGAAAGUUGGACUAAUGUAUUGAUUUGUUGAAUUUUUGUCUGUAAAUAAAGCUGUAUUUGGUCUUGCAUCACUAGAAAAA